Messenger RNA from Dendronephthya gigantea, 5233 nucleotides. Its product is annotated as neurogenic locus notch homolog protein 2-like. The record is from RefSeq and is a predicted model, not a curated record. Gene Ontology annotation, molecular function: calcium ion binding. Gene Ontology annotation, cellular component: protein-containing complex; plasma membrane. The transcript has 32 exons. Gene Ontology annotation, biological process: establishment or maintenance of epithelial cell apical/basal polarity; heterophilic cell-cell adhesion. The coding region runs from base 170 to 5233 and encodes 1687 amino acids. NCBI's taxonomy places the organism in Eukaryota, Metazoa, Cnidaria, Anthozoa, Malacalcyonacea, Nephtheidae.
CCAAUAUAGCACCCGUCAAACUGCUUUAAAAAACAAUGAAUUUUACAGGUGGACUUCAUCAGCGUGAUAUGAAGAUAUAGCUCGAAUAUACUGGAGUUAAAUUUAGGAUUUUUAAUAGCAAUAUAAUGAUGUCAAUCUAAAGGAAAAUGUAAAAAAAAACUGGAUAAAUAUGGGCUUCAUUAGAGGCAACAUUCUGAGUGGAUUGAACAAGAAGAAAGCAGUUUGUUUACUUUUAUUGGUAUUAGUAAACGUUGAACUAAACACAGCCUUUAAAGAAAAGCAGCGAAGUAAAAGAUCAAGCUUUGGCAAUAGCAUUCAAAAUAAAGGAAAGCGAAAUGUACUUUAUAACUUUGUAACGGAUCGACCUCGCGUCCAAACAACAAACAUUCAACAGACAGCGGCUAGCCAGCGAAACAACAUUGCUUCGUCGUUAAUGGCCCAAAAGCAACACUUAGCUCAGCUAGCAAACUACCGGCAAUAUUUGACAAAGUUGUAUUCGAAAAGACGAUCGGACAUAGAUGCCCCGAUACUGCAGGGAGAUAUGCCGGACUUCAAGGACAAGCAUUAUGAGAAUUCGGCUGAACUCGUAAACGAUAAUCAGUUGAAUGAUGCCUUGGAUGUAAACAAAAAAUACGCCUCCAAAAUGAUCGGCUUGAAUUACUACACAAAAGACGUGUUGCCGGCAAGUCAUGUUGUGCUACCUCAUGAAGACUACCGCAGUUCAAUCGGAGGAGGUGGUUUGGUUCAAGGAUAUUCGCCGUAUUCGUCGCAAGAAAGCUCUCUUGUUGGCAAUGGAGGAGAUGCGAGUCAGCCGCUGCUGACGAAUGAGGAUUCGCAGAUCGAGAAGCUGGUUGAGAUGGAAAAACUAAGAGAGCUUGAAGAAUUGAGAGAGCAAGCAUACAGACACCUUCAUCUUCACCCCUGUCAGAUCCACACGUGUCAACACGGGCACUGCAUAUCAACAGGCAGGGGUCGAUAUAAAUGUUCAUGUAAGCCUGGGUAUACUGGACUACGGUGUCAAUAUGCACAGCAUCGAGCGUGCACGCCGAACCCUUGUAAAAUGAUGGUGUGUAUAGUGACUGGAUACGAGUGUUCGUGCGCCGCUGGAUAUCGCGGCGAACAUGCCAAGGAGCUCCAAUGUGAAAAUGAGCCGUGUCAAAAUGGAGGGACUUGUACUGAGCUGGAUAAUGGUUUCGUCUGCACAUGCGCGAGAGGAUACCGAGGAAAGACGUGUCAACUUGAAAAUCCUUGUCUUGUGAAUCCUUGUCAAAAUGGCGGGAGAUGUGUCGAGGCCGCUGGACGAUACUCGUGUGUUUGCAGAACUGGAUGGAGAUGUAAUGAUUGCAGUUGUAAAGUUGAAGUGGAGGAGGCCAAAGUAAGGACGUUACAACUAUUUAAACCCCCAGUGGAUGAAUGUCAACCAAAUCCUUGCUCUCAUGGGGGGACAUGCUCACCCACCCCCUCAGGGUACACGUGUUACUGUGAGGAUGGCUACAAGGGAGACACCUGUGAAGCACAAGAUUUCUGUGCGGAAGCUCCUUGUAUGAACGGUGGAUUAUGCAUUGAAGGUGGCGGGGAAUUCCUGUGUCGUUGCAAGCCUGGGUUCAAAGGGAAGACGUGCGAAUCGACCGACUUUUGCAACCCAAAUCCAUGUCUUCACAGCGGCGUGUGCGUCAUCCGAGACGCUGGGUACAAGUGUAGAUGUCUUCCACAGUUCAUUGGUCUAAACUGCGAAGCUAAGAAUCCCUGCAUUCCCAACCCUUGCGUGAACAUGGGAGCCUGCAAGAGAUACGGAACAAAACACGUCUGUCAUUGCGCGAAUGGAUUCACUGGUCCUCGAUGCCAAGAGCAAGAUCUAUGUUUUCUGCGAACUCCCUGCAAGAACGCUGGUAAAUGCCGUUCUACAAAAGGCGUCAUAUCCUGUAUUUGUCCCACAGGAUUUACUGGACUGCACUGCGAACUGAAAGAUUUAUGCGAACCAAACCCGUGCGCUAACCACGGAGUAUGCAAGACAAACGGAGCCUCAUUUCAAUGCCGCUGUUCUCGUGGUUUUACUGGAGUGAACUGUAAAGAUUACGAUAAUUGUGAUCCAGACCCCUGCCAAAACGGAGGUCGAUGUUCAAACAGCGCUGGGGGUUAUCGAUGUGACUGUGUAAAUGAAUUUGUUGGAGUUCAUUGUGAAAAUGAAAACCCAUGCAAGCGGAACCCUUGUACGAACGGCGGUGAAUGUAUAACAAUCAGGAGCAACGCACAGUGCAAAUGCCCGAAAGGCUUUGUGGGAAAACUUUGCGAACAUUCAGACCCCUGUCUACCCAAUCCCUGCCAGCACAAUUCAGAAUGCAAGACGCAAGAUGAUGGAAGCUAUCGCUGUGAAUGUGAACCAGGGUACACGGGAUCCCUGUGCCAUCUUCGCAGCCAUUGCUAUCACAAUCCAUGUUUAAACGGAGGACGAUGCGAGACCUUCCACAACACUUACAUUUGCCACUGUCCACUGGAGUGGGGAGGACAUCACUGCCAAGAACACAACUUAUGCUUUCCCGACAAUCCCUGCGAGAACAACGGCGUUUGUAAAAGCGAUGGGCAUAAUGUUGUCUGCAAGUGUCAUCCAGGGUUCUUGGGGGAUCACUGUGAAGAAGUGAACUAUUGUCACAGACAUGUCUGUAAGAACGGUGGCAAAUGUUACAACACGAAGUCUGGGUAUGAGUGUGAUUGCCCUGAAGGUUUUGGCGGCAAAAAUUGUGAUGGUUAUAGUUCUCCUUGCAUGCCCAAUCCCUGUCUCAACGAUGGAUUUUGCGCUGAAGACAAAGCAAAUGAGCACGGCUACAUGUGUGUUUGCAAACGAGGCUUUGCUGGAAACCAGUGCCAGAGAAAGGACGCAUGCGUUCCAAACCCCUGUCAGAAUGCAGGCAAAUGUUUCCUGGCAGACAAUCGUCUUGGAUAUCAUUGCAUUUGUGCUGCGGGAAAACGAGGUCUUCAUUGCGAACACAACGAUUAUUGCUACCCACAGAACCCCUGUUUGAAUGGAGCGACGUGUUUCAGCACUCAUGUUGGUUUCGUCUGCAAAUGCAAGCUCGGUUACAAAGGACAGAAAUGUCAAGCUCACGAUGAGACAAACCCUUGUGCACUGCACCCGUGUUUAAACCAUGGUACUUGUUACGACCAGAGAAACAGCCAAAGCAACCUGGUCAGACUGAACAACCAAGACGCCUACAAAUGCUUCUGCAUUAAUGGCUACAGUGGAAAAAAUUGCGAAGUGCCUCAAUUCGCGUGUUAUUCACAGCCCUGUCAGCACGGUGCCACGUGCAUGGACGCACACAAGUUCUCUGAUAUCGCCUUCGAUUCAAUAGGCUACAAAUGUCUCUGUCCCUAUGGUUUCUCCGGGCGAAAUUGUCAAAUGAAUCUUGGCAAUGUGGAUGGUGGAACAUCAGAUCUGAUAUCAUCGCUCACCCAAGGGUAUGACAGACAGGGCUACGUGCCAGUGCCCAAACCAGACCUCAUAUCACGAUACAGUAGCCCUAUUGAUCCGAGACAGAGCAAUUAUGGCAAUGUUCCCGUUCCAACUCCGGGACCACCAACUUUUCCUACAGUAAGACGAACCUAUGACACACAGGAACAAAACAAUGUUAACACAGGCAACCCAGAAUACAGGAUAGGAAAUUCAGCAACAAAAACCGAAGAUUAUUCGGCAAACAACCAGCCAACGGACGAGGAACUUGAAGCUCAGGCGAUGGGCAUACCGCAGUCAGCACUGCCUGGUGGCUCAAGACGCGGUCAGAUUGUCCGCUUAUCACAAGGAAUGCAGCUCGUACGGGUACGAAGGGAACAAAGCCCUAAUGAAUUUGGGAUCAUGAAAAGGGCUUGCUUUGUUUUGGUCGCUGUUGCAAUCGUUGUGAUUUUAAUCGCUGACGUUUCUGCCAAGUCGCGCGGAAAGAAAAAGCCACAUAUUACUAAAAGCAAUGGAAAAAGCGUUUUAAAGCAUUCGAAUAAGAAUGGAGUGACUAAGAAUAAUACGACAAAAAGGCAGUUUAUAAACAGGCCGAGGAUUAGAUAUUUCGGAAACCGGCCUUACAUAUGGAUGAAACCGUCUCCGUUAACGCAAAGAACGAUUGUGACAACACACAUACCAAGGCCGCCAUUAGCCUUGCCUUAUUCCGCACGUGUAAUGCAUUUGCUGGCAAGUAGGUAUCCGUCCUUGUAUAAUAACAGGCAGGCUCUGUCGCAGGGAUUUGCCGGAUAUGCCGGAGGAUUGCCUCAGAGCCCGCUGCUUGGAGCUGGCUUGGAUGGAACGGCGGUAUCGCACGGAUUAGAAGACGAGGAAGCAGAUGACGAACGCUGCGAGCCGAAUCCAUGUCAGAAUGGAGGAACGUGCAACGAGAUCAAAGAGGGAUACGAGUGUAUCUGUUCCUCUGGAUUCAAAGGAUCUGACUGCGAAGAGGAGAAUCAUUGCCAUCCUAAUCCGUGUAGAAACGCUGGGGUUUGUACUGAAGCUGACGGCGCUUUCGUCUGCACUUGCAGUGAGGGAUUCAAAGGAGUAAACUGUGAAGAACACAACAAGUGUCAACCUAACCCCUGCAAAAACGGUGGAUCAUGCACCGAAAUUAACGCAGGAUUUGAAUGCAGUUGUGGGGCAGAGUACAGGGGUCCCACCUGCGAAGAGAUCGAUCACUGUCAUCUUAGCCCUUGUAUGAACGGUGGGACAUGCAUGGGUGGCGAGGGACCUGCCUCGGUAUCAUGUUUGUGUCCUUCCGGAUACAAUGGCAUUCAUUGUGAACUUGAAAGUCGGUGUCACACAAGCCCAUGUCGAAACGGUGGGACAUGUCUUGAUAAUCAGGGAGCAUUUCAGUGCCUCUGUCCUCAAGGUUUCACUGGAGUGAGCUGUGAAGCUGUGAUGAAUCCGUGUGAUUCAGAGCCUUGUCUGAAUGAUGGCUCCUGCAUUAAUCUCGGGCCAAUGGUCUUCAAAUGCGCAUGUGCUAGAGGUUUUAGAGGCAGAACAUGUGAAAUGGAGAAAAGAUGCGAGCCUAAUCCAUGUCAAAAUGGUGGAUUUUGUCAUGAAAGUUUCACCACGGGCGACUACAGAUGCGAAUGUCCAAAACCUUACAAAGGAACCAACUGUGAAGAUCAUAUCAACGCAUGUGAAAACAGCCCGUGUCUCAACGGGGGAACAUGUACGACAUCGUUUGGGCUUCAGACAAAAGUCUGCUUCUGGAUACAAAGGACAACAUUGCGAAGGUAA